CGACAUUGGCCGUCGAUAUUUGAUAUUUUUAAUUUAAUAAUAAAUAAAUAAUUUUUAUAUUUUAAAAAAUUAAAUUAAGUACAUAUAUUUUUAAAAAGCGACAACCAACGUCGACGUUGGCCGUCGGAAUAAAUUCAACUUUUUAGUCCACUGUGUUAAGGCAAAAGACCUAUUAUUUUCUUUUUCUCACUCUCUUCAUUUCUUUCUCUCUAGCACCGCUUGUUUCUCUCUCUCUUCCUUCCUUUCUCUCUUUCUCUCUUGCAACGCUAUUAGUGACACUUCGAGAUUGUCAUCGACGAGUUCGCUAUCAGUGAUAUUCACACUUUAAGUGAUUGGAGUUGGAGCUCAUAAAUCUUGAAGUUCUUCAAUAGGUUUGAUCUGUUAAGGUUAUGCCAUUUUUGCUCUUUAAGUUUUGAGGUGGCAUCCCGCAUCAAAAGAAGUUAAUAAGGCAGUGAAGGAGAGUGUUAGAAGGCUUUUUACACAACCUUGGCACAGUUGGUCGGAGAUUCCAGAAGACCAUAGACAAGCAAUGUUUGAAGAGUUCAAGACAAUGUGUACUUGGUUAGAAAAGUACAAUAGAGCUAUAUGCACUACUUUUGAGAGGAAUGCUGGUACAAGACUACGCAAUUGGCUUGAAUGUGUUAGGCGUACAGGCAAUGUUGCACAAUGGCUUCUCAAAGAGGUAUAUGAUGAUUUGUGUAUUUAUACGGAUACUCCUGAAUAUAAGGCACUCAGUGAGCAAAAUAAGAAAGUUAGAACCAGUUUAAAGGGUGGCUCAUUGCAUACCGGAGGUGCAAAGAGUGUCAACGUCAUAGUUCAAGAAAUGAAAAAGGAGUUGGGUCGCGAAUCAACUCAACUUGAGAUCUCCAGACGAACUCAUCUCGUGAAAAAGACGAAUGAGUCAGACCCAGAUGUGUGGGUUGAGCCCAGGGCUGAAAAUGCCAAUUUGGCAGGGUGCAUCUAUUGAUUUUUUCAUCAUCUCAAACUCACAAAUGAAGACGUCAAUAUGGAUUCAUUGGAUUCAUUAGCAAACAAGAAAUUAUUGGUUCUAUUGACAACACCAACAAUUUGAAAGUUAGGAGCUUAAAGAAGGUGGUGGACUUAUUUGCUACAUACCUCUUAAGAAUCAUAUUUCUCUAAAGUUUGUUUUAUAUUGAUCAAAACCUUUGUUAGCUUCUGUUGGUUUCAUCAUUUUACUCUAUUAUUUUCAGAAAGUGGUGGUACUGCUUCUAUUAGACUAUUCCAUCCCUAUAUAGUAUCCACCAAGGUGUCUGACAUUAGCAAUAAUAUGUGCAUUUAUGUGUGCGCCCAAAUUUUCUCACCUACAAUCUACGUACUUCUCUAGUUUUAGAAACCAUGUUUUAGGUGCAUUUAUAUCUGCAUGCUCUUACAUCGCAAUUAAGUUACUUAUAUCCUACUAGUAAAAUUUACUGAUGUGUCUUUUUUAAUAUGCAGAAUGAAUAUAUACGCUAUUUGUCUGAGUUUGGUUCAACCCAGCCUACACAGGAAGAAUCAAAUCAAAUUUGGAUCGAAAAAGUGGCAGGAGGAAAAAAAGAAGGGGAAAACCUAUGGGUUUGGUUCUCGAAAUAAUUUACGACGUCUUUGUGCUGGAUGGGUUGGUAUUGGUUCCUCGCGCCAGGCUGAGGCGAUUGAUGGUGUUCAGCUUGCUGCUAUGUCGCAACAGGUUAUAGAUCUUUCACGUGCCUUCGCACAAUUCGUUGCUCAAAAUGAAGUCAUGAGCAAGACUGUCGAGCAACUCAAGAAACAAAUGAUUUGCAUGAGUCGUCGUCGUCACCAUUCUCCAUCUCCCGAUUCAAGUAGCAAAGAAGAAACAGAAAGUGAUAGUUUGUUGACACUGCUCCUUAGUGUUAUUUGGAUUUUAGACUUUUUUUAGAUAUUAAUUCUUGAACUUAACUUUUAACUUUUAAAUUAAAAAGCUUAAAGACUUGAGUGUUUUA
This is a messenger RNA of Capsicum annuum, 1958 nucleotides long. RefSeq lists its product as uncharacterized. The coding region runs from base 530 to 967 and encodes 145 amino acids. The record is from RefSeq and is a predicted model, not a curated record. The transcript is spliced from 6 exons. NCBI's taxonomy places the organism in Eukaryota, Viridiplantae, Streptophyta, Magnoliopsida, Solanales, Solanaceae.